Molecule: messenger RNA, 1373 nt
Organism: Corylus avellana
Lineage: Eukaryota; Viridiplantae; Streptophyta; Magnoliopsida; Fagales; Betulaceae
Product: small multi-drug export protein
Cellular component (GO): chloroplast
Source: RefSeq, a predicted model, not a curated record
UUGGCCUAUCAAAAUGUGAAAAACUUUUAACCUCGGAAAAUCCUCCUUGUUUGUUUGCUUAUGCUGCUUUGUAGCCUUGUACCCUUCUCUCUCACACUGGCAUUUUCCAAAUAGUAUCUUACUUGCUGAGGGAAAAGUAUCAUGAUUUUUGUUGUUGCAUAAUCACAUGAUUCCCAAUUCGCCAGGCACACUGAGUGUACGACCGUAGAAUCUGUUGCUCAAUUCACAGCUUAUGGGGCUGAAGUUCUAUAAACUGUAACCUACGCCAAACCUUCUAUAUAAUUCUAUUAUCAAUGGCUGCCUCUCUAUCGGUGUCACCAUUGACCUCAACAUUCUCUACUCGAAAGACCCACCCGAAAAUUUCUCUCAACCAUGUCAUUUCUUCCAUUAUUCCUAGUGCAGAGCCUCUAUUCAAAUCAAACGCGCGGCGCUUAACCUUCCAAGCUUCUCACCAUUUUGGUCCUCUUCUUGCAACAAGAGCUUCUUCAGAUGGGUUUCCUGAGUCAGUUGUGGAGAAUGAGACUUUGCCGUCCUUUGAGGCACGGCCUGGCAAAUUUCUGUUGUGGGUAAUAUUUUGGGCUUCUGUAUCCCUGGUUUGGUUUGCGGCUUCUGGGGAGGCUAAUGCUGCUUUGGCUUCCAUUAGAGCCUCGAGCUCUGGCCUGAAGAUUGCGAGUGCGCUUCGGCGUUUGGGCUGGCCUGAUGAGGCCGUCGUGUUUGCUCUCGCUACGCUUCCUGUGCUCGAGCUUCGUGGGGCUAUUCCUGUUGGGUAUUGGAUGCAACUCAAUCCUGUUCCCCUAACCGUCCUAUCCGUACUUGGGAACAUGGUUCCUGUGCCCUUCAUCAUUCUAUACUUGAAGAAAUUUGCAUCUUUUCUCGCUGGGAGGAAUCGGGCUGCUUCUCGGUUCCUCGACAUGCUAUUUGAGAGUGCCAAAAAGAAGGCUGGUCCUGUGGAAGAGUUCCAAUGGCUCGGUCUGAUGCUGUUUGUGGCUGUGCCUUUCCCUGGAACAGGAGCAUGGACAGGAGCCAUUAUAGCUUCUGUUCUUGAGAUGCCAUUUUGGUCAGCUCUAUCUGCAAAUUUCUUUGGUGUUUUGUUGGCUGGGCUUCUGGUAAAUUUGCUGGUAAAUCUUGGUCUCAAGUAUGCCGUUGUUACUGGGGUUAUCCUCUUCUUUAUUUCCACAUUCAUGUGGAGCAUCCUUCGGAAAUUCAGGAAGUCUUCUAGCUCAUCGAAGUGAUAAAUUAACAAACUUAACUCAUUUUUCCCCUCAAAGCUGCGGGGUGACAAUCUAUGCAUUUUUAAAUUUAAUCUCAAUGUCGAGGCCUAUCUUCCUUCCUGUGCAAAUUUUGAUUCUAUCAAUAACAUUGCAUUGGAUUUU